ACCCGAGCCCCUUCAGUCAGCAGCAUGGAUAUGCCUCUAACUCGCUUCAAGGUGAGCUGGUCAAGCCUUGUUUCCUCGCAUGCUUUGACCAAUGACGUUCUUGUCUCCUCACUGAUUUUAAUCAAUCGGUAAGAUGUUCCGACGAGCCCUCGCUCUAAGCGCACCACCGACCUACUAACUUGGCCCUCCACGAUCGUCGAACGUGUUUGUACCGAAUUAGAAUGCUUCUAGAAACCCAUGCUUUUUCUAGCCCGUACGUUACAUGAUAGACGGGCCCAGUCUCGAUAUUUGUAAGUCGCAUACAUAGACGCUUGCUAUGGCUUAUAAUACGUCGGGGAGAGAGCAUCAUGAGUUCGAAGGCUAGGCUAGAAUCUAUCAUAUGUCUAUACCGAAAUGGAAAUGGAUAGUGUUACGGACGAAAGUACUUGGCGUAAAAGCCCUUCCCCUGGAAGUGAGGCUCAAGAAAAAUACCAAUGUCCUCGCUGUCCUAGCAGCUUCAAACGACCCGAGCAUCUAAAGAGGCAUCAACGCAGCCAUGACGGUCACAAACCAUUUGUCUGCUCUAUCUGUUUGAAGCGAUUCUUUAGAAGCGACAUUCUAACCCGCCACGAACUCAUGCACCUUGCAGCCCAAAGAAACAGCCACGCCUUCAAUCGAAAACGGGCCUGUACAGAAUGUGCAAGGGCACGAGAAAGGUGCUCGAGGGAUGAGCCUUGUCUGAGAUGUUCAACUAAGUCUCUUCAGUGCCUGUAUCCCGACGAUGGAUCACAGAAGUCUCAUCCCUUCGGCAAUGAGUCCCCAACCGCUCCUGGGAGCGAACACAGACUACUCGAAGACUACUCUCGAUAUGCAUCGCAAGGUUCGUCGAUGCACUCGAAACAGGAAAACUAUUCAUCAUCAUCAAACCUGAUCCAAAGGAAAUCCGUCAAUGAAGACGACGGCCCUCUUCGUGAAUUCAUACGCACGCUAAGACCCCCAGCGGGCUCGUCCUUCAUGUCAGACACAGACCGUUCGUCAAACUUACUCUUCAAACCCUCUACCUUCAAUCAAGAAGAUCAAUCGUCUCUAUCCUCGCUCGCCCUCGGCGGUGGAGCGGGCGAGCCCAACGGUUUCGAACACAAGAGACUCGAGGCGGGUCGCCAAGCUUCGCUAUUCGACCAGCCGGGAAGCUCUUCCUUCACCCCCGCGCGCAUGCAUGACGCGAUCAACCUCGGCGAAGCUCGUUUCGGCCAAGCGCCGCUCGGCGACUAUUCCAAUCUCUGCCCCCCGCCCGCGGCCGCGGCCGCGGACCCGCCUUUCGAUUUCCAUUCCGAGGCAGGGCCUGGGUCGAGGGAUAACAUCGACCCAUUCUUGUCGAUGCGCACUGGACAUGGCGCGGGCGACCUUUCGUCUGUGUCGGAUCCUGGAGGUCUGGGUCCGACGAUGACGACGACGACGACGAGUGCGGGCCCCUCGACCGCGUUGACGGGGGCCGCGUCGCCGGGGCUGUUGUCCAUGGCGGAUUUCAGCUCGAGGCCUAUUAAUUUGAAGGCGUACGAGGUCAUCGCGAGUAAUUUCAAGGAGCUGUCGCUGGAGUUCGGAGGAGGCUCCUCGUCGGCUCGUAGUAAUAAUAUCUCGGAGUCCCAGCGCACUGCUCAGCAUGAGCUCUUUGUGAAACUCUACUACGAGCACUUCAAGCAGCAGGCUUACUGACCGACCGGCUACCUGGUUGCGGGGGGGGAUGCACGCGCGCCGCUCUGCUAACGUGGGCAUGAGAAUCCGACUGGGGUGGACUUCGUACAUAGCUCCUGUCGGCCUUCAGUC
Daldinia vernicosa is the source of this 1803-nucleotide messenger RNA. RefSeq lists its product as uncharacterized. Gene Ontology annotation, molecular function: DNA-binding transcription factor activity, RNA polymerase II-specific; zinc ion binding. Bases 394 to 1692 code for a protein of 432 amino acids. The record is from RefSeq and is a predicted model, not a curated record. Gene Ontology annotation, biological process: regulation of DNA-templated transcription. NCBI's taxonomy places the organism in Eukaryota, Fungi, Ascomycota, Sordariomycetes, Xylariales, Hypoxylaceae. The transcript has 2 exons.